CAGAUAAUCAUAGGGUCUCCAAUUUCGUAAGGUUGCCAUUUCCUCUUCUAUUAUCGCCAUUUUGAAUGGCGAAGCUCUUUCCGGUUCACCGUUCAUGGUGGUGAAUGUGUUGAUGGUUAUUUUGCUCAUAAUUUAAUAAAUAUUAGACAGAAAUUCCAGGAAGAAUGGUGGACGAUUACGAUGAAAUCCAAGCGGGGGCUAUCGCCGCGCCCCAAAUGGCGGAAAUGCCAGAAAUUAAAUUGUUCGGCCGGUGGAGCUGCGACGAUGUUCAAGUCCCAGAUAUGUCUUUGCAGGACUACAUUGCCGUAAAAGAGAAGAAUGCCAAAUAUUUACCUCACUCAGCAGGUCGUUAUGCGGCAAAAAGGUUCCGCAAGGCCCAGUGCCCCAUUGUUGAAAGAUUGACCAACUCUUUGAUGAUGCAUGGGAGGAACAACGGCAAAAAAUUGAUGGCCGUCCGUAUUGUCAAACAUGCGUUUGAAAUCAUCCACCUUCUAACUGGAGACAACCCACUUGAAGUUUUGGUUAAUGCCAUUAUUAAUUCUGGCCCCCGUGAAGACUCAACCCGUAUUGGAAGGGCAGGUACCGUUAGGAGGCAAGCCGUUGAUGUCUCUCCCUUGCGUAGGGUGAACCAAGCUAUUUGGUUAUUGUGCACAGGUGCAAGAGAAGCCGCAUUCCGUAACAUCAAAACGAUUGCGGAAUGUUUGGCUGAUGAACUCAUGAAUGCGGCAAAGGGAUCAUCCAAUUCGUAUGCUAUUAAGAAAAAGGAUGAGUUGGAACGUGUGGCUAAGUCUAAUCGUUAAUUGUAUUCAUGUCCUUUUGUUACAUUGGGGCAAAUAAAGAAAACAUUUCUAA
Messenger RNA from Tribolium castaneum (red flour beetle), 852 nucleotides. Its product is annotated as small ribosomal subunit protein uS7. The record is from RefSeq and is a predicted model, not a curated record. The transcript is spliced from 5 exons. The coding region runs from base 165 to 800 and encodes 211 amino acids. Gene Ontology annotation, molecular function: mRNA binding; rRNA binding; structural constituent of ribosome. Gene Ontology annotation, biological process: ribosomal small subunit assembly; translation. Gene Ontology annotation, cellular component: cytosolic small ribosomal subunit; ribosome. Lineage: Eukaryota; Metazoa; Arthropoda; Insecta; Coleoptera; Tenebrionidae.